Molecule: messenger RNA, 892 nt
Organism: Lucilia cuprina (Australian sheep blowfly)
Lineage: Eukaryota; Metazoa; Arthropoda; Insecta; Diptera; Calliphoridae
Product: alpha-tocopherol transfer protein-like
Exons: 6
Coding region: 1-804 (267 amino acids)
Cellular component (GO): membrane
Molecular function (GO): phosphatidylinositol bisphosphate binding
Source: RefSeq, a predicted model, not a curated record
AUGGCCAACCGGGAUAAAAUAGACACUACGCUUUUAAGACGUUUUCUGAAAUGCAUGAAUGGCGAUAUCGAGGAUACUAAAGAGUUAUUGGAACUCAAUUAUCAACUAAGAAAUAAAAGUGCACAUUUGUUCAUAAAUCGAGAUCCCUGUGAUGAAUUGACACAGAAAUCAUUUCAGGCAGUAGACAUGGUACCACUACCCGGGGUAACGCCUGAAAAUUAUAAAAUCUUAUGUUUUCGUUUAAUCGAAAAAGAUAUUAAAGCGCAAAAUAGCAUAGAAGAAUGUAAAGCUUUCUUUCUAAUGAACGAUGCACGUUUCACAUAUUCCGAUGUAGAAGAGGAUUUUACCAACGAUGCGGAAGUCGAGAAUAUGGACUCAUUGGCGAGUGGUGAAAUUCAUAUUGUAGAUAUAGGCAAUUAUAGUUUGCGCCAUAUGUAUAACAUGUCAUUGAUGACCAUGCGUACCUAUAUGAACUUUUUACAGCAUGCCUAUCCGGUACGUUUAAAGGCCACACAUAUUAUAAAUUGUCCGCCAUUUCUAAAUCGUAUGGUGGCAAUUACAAAACCAUUUAUACACGAAGAUGUCUUUAAAAUGAUUCAUUUUCAUACUGAGGGCAUUGAGAGUCUAUAUGAACACGUGCCCCGCAAUAUGUUGCCCUUGGAAUUUGGUGGUCAGGCGGAGCCUUUAAGCGUUCUUAAGACCAAAUGGUGGGAUAUAUUAAUUAAGAAGAGGGAUUAUCUUAUAGAUCCCAAUCAUUGGGUUAUUGCUAAAAGUGAGACUAAAAGUAGCUGGUUAUGGUGGUAAAUUUUGGAAUUUUCACUAAAUUGUGUAUUUUCUAUAGAUUUAGUAUAAAUAAAAGUUGUGAUAUUUUUAAAAUUUUGUUAAAAUCUUC